Durio zibethinus is the source of this 1698-nucleotide messenger RNA. RefSeq names its product TRICHOME BIREFRINGENCE-LIKE 9 (gene TBL9). Lineage: Eukaryota; Viridiplantae; Streptophyta; Magnoliopsida; Malvales; Malvaceae. Gene Ontology annotation, molecular function: O-acetyltransferase activity. Gene Ontology annotation, cellular component: Golgi apparatus. The record is from RefSeq and is a predicted model, not a curated record.
UUUUGAUGAAUGGACAUCUAAUUAAUGUGUAGACUUUGGCAGAAAGAAGACAAUCAAGAUUACAGGAGAAAGCGAAAUAGAAAGAUAUCUAAAAUUUUUUUUACUUAAAAUUGUCACGAUGAAACCCUGGUUUACCCCCGAAAAUCUACAGAUUGAAUCGAUUCUCUCCGACAAAUUUCGUGUAUAUGUCUUAACAUCAAAGGGCGUUUGAUUAAGCAUGCAGGUGCGUUACUGGCCACGUUUUCGCAACAAAUAUAUAUAUAUAUAUAUAUAUAUAUAUUAAUAGCAGCAAAAUCUCCUAUAAUUAGCAAAGCCAAUCCACAAACCCCGACACUCUUUUACAUUUCCUCUACAAAGACGUAAAACUCAUUUCCUUCUCUUCCUUUUCAUCUUCCUCUACUUAUGGAUCAACUGACGACCCAAACAAGACACAAACUUCCCUUUACUCCUGUAAUAAUCAAGAGAGGACUUUGCUAUGCUCUCUCUUUUUUCGUCAUCUUAAUCUCUUCUAUCAUUGUUUUUAACCUUGGAGACUUUCCAGACCCACUUGCUUUUGUUGGUAAUUUCUUCCCUUGGAAACUAGCGCCAAACCAACGCAGACCACCAUCAGGAGCUUGUGAUUAUUCCUAUGGCAGAUGGGUUCGGGAUGAAAAUUAUCCAAUUCAGAUGUACGAUGAAAACUGCCCGUUUCUUGAUCCUGGUUUUCGGUGUCGUCAGAAUGGAAGAAAAGACGUAGAGUUUCUGAAAUGGAGAUGGCAACCGGAUGGCUGUGAUCUUCUCAGAUUCAAUGCUAGCGACCUUUUGGAAAGGAGUCGAAACGGACGGAUCGUGUUUGCAGGUGAUUCAAUCGGAAGAAACCAAUGGGAGUCCCUGAUAUGCAUGCUGGCUCAGGCAGUUUCCAACAAGUCUACAAUUUUCGAAGAUAAAGGAAGCCCCAUAACGAAACACAAAGGAUUUCUUUCCAUGAAGUUCCAGGAGUACAACCUCACCAUUGAAUACUACAGAGCACCUUUCCUCGUUACCAUCAAUCGCCCACCAAUAGAUUCACCAGCUCAAGUCAAAGUAACCGUUAGGGUAGACGAGUUGCAUUGGUAUUCCGCACGCUGGACGGGAGCAAAUGUUCUAGUCUUCAAUACAGGGCACUGGUGGAAUAAGGAGAAAACCGUUAAGAUGGGCUGCUAUUUUCAGGAAGGAGGGAAAGUGAACAUGACAAUGGAUGUGAUGGAGGGGUUUCGUAGGUCUCUGCAAACAUUGAAGUCAUGGACAACCAAGAAUUUGAACCCGGAAAGGAGCCGUGUUUUUUUUCGCAGUUAUUCACCAGUUCAUUACACGAAUGGCAAAUGGGAUGAUGGGGGCGUGUGUGAUGCAGAAAUAGAACCAGAAAAAAACUACAAAAAGCUUAAAGCUGAGGCAUGGAAUAAUCAAUACAUUACUGAUGUAACCAAAAAAAUGACGUAUGGCAACUGGAAGGUCCAGUUUUUAAACAUUACAUAUCUGACAGCGUUCAGGAAAGAUGGUCACCCGUCAAGGCACCGUGAGCCAGGUACUCUACCUAAUGCUCCACAAGACUGCAGCCAUUGGUGCCUACCUGGGAUACCAGACACAUGGAAUGAACUUCUCUAUGCUCACCUACUGUCAAUGGAAUUUAGAACCAAGUGAUCCCCAAACUGGGAAAAGACCAAAAAAAAAAACAAAAAA